Molecule: messenger RNA, 312 nt
Organism: Funneliformis mosseae
Lineage: Eukaryota; Fungi; Glomeromycota; Glomeromycetes; Glomerales; Glomeraceae
Source: the annotation of a GenBank genome assembly
AUGAGAGAACUUUCAGAUUAUAGUAUCUUUGAUGCUUUACAAAAUUCAGCUGAAGCAUAUUUUAACGAAGAUGAAGAGGAACUUGAAAGAUUAAUUACUCUAUUUCUAGAAGAUGAAAUUGCAGAGGGUGGGCUUAUUGAUGAUAAAAUAAUUGACACUAUAUUAAAUGCAAAUAAGGAAAAGGAAAAAGAACCCAUGGCAGAUAAAAUUGAGAUUGCACCUGUAUUAAAAAAAGUUAGUCCAGUAGAAGCAAAAAAAGCUAUAUAUAAAAUUAUAAGAUUUUUAUACGAACAGGAGGUAGAAUUUGGCAAA